CGCACGAUGUGUUGACCACAACCAGUAAAAAUCACAUUUUAACAAUGGUCUAUUUAAAAGCGGAAGGAGAGAGAGGACGUUGACAGUGGCUUCUGACUCUUUCGUCCGUGCAUGGAUUUGAGCUAACGCGGUUUUGUUUUUCCAGGAGAUUGGACUGAAUAUCUGCAUCAUCUGAAUCAGACAGCAAAUUUGCACAAUGGAUCCCUUGGGAGCCCGUUCCCAGUUUGUGGAGGUUCUGAACCUGCCCACAUGGGACCAGCCUCAGGGAGUCCAGGACGAGCUGGAUGGAGAAAACCACUAUGAGGAGGAGGAGGAGGAAGAAGAGGACAACUUGACCAAUCAGCUCAACUCUGUUAACUCACCGUUUACUUUCAGACAGGACAUUAACAACAAGAUUGUACUAUUUAAUGGAGACGUGGCACUUUUAAACUGCACAGCAAUCGUCAACACAAGCAAUGAGACACUAACAGACAAGAACCCCAUAUCAGACAGUAUCCACAGACACGCUGGACCUGAACUAAGAGAUGAACUACUUAAGCUGAAAGGAUGUCGGACUGGUGAGGCAAAAAUGACAGAGGGAUUCGACUUGGCUGCACGAUUUAUAAUUCACACCGUUGGACCCAAAUAUAAAGCCAAGUACCGGACAGCUGCAGAAAGUUCUCUAUACAGCUGUUACAGAAACGUCUUGCAGCUUGCCAAGGAGCAUGCCAUGGUUUCUGUGGGCUUCUGUGUGAUCAGCACAGUCAAAAGAGCGUAUCCUGUUGAGGACGCCACUCAUAUAGCAUUAAGAACUGUUCGCAGAUUUCUGGAGAACCAUGGCGAGAACAUUGAGACGUUGGUGUUUGCUGUUUCGGAUGUUGAGGAGCCAGUGUACAGGAAGUUAUUGCCUUUGUAUUACCCACGCUCAAAACAAGAGGAGAGAAUCAGUCUGCCUCUCCUCCCUGCCGACAUUGGCAAUUCUGAGGGAGAGCCGGUGGUCCCGGAGAGACAGAUCCGCAUUGCUGAAAAGCCAGUCAAUCUAGAGGAUGACCCAGAGGAUGAUUCACUAGACUCGGAUCUGGGACUGGUCGGAAGUCAUGCCUUUGCUCGUAUGGAAGGAGAUGUGGAUAAGCAACGGAAACUCAUCCUUCAGGGGCAGAUGUCUGAAGUAGCCCAGCAGAAACAACACCAAAGAAACUAUAACCGCUGGCUUUGCAAAGCUCGUGCAGAGGACCUCUCAGACAUAGCAGCGUUGAAGGCAUUAUAUCAGACCGGUGUCGAUCUGUGCGGUAGGACAGUCAUGGUUGUAGUUGGCAGGAAUAUUCCAGUGACGCUUAUUGACAUGGAGAAGGCUUUGCUGUAUUUCAUCCAUGUGAUGGACCACAUAACAGUGAAGGAGUAUGUGAUGGUGUAUUUCCACACGCUCACCGGUGAACACAACCACCUGGACACAGACUUUCUCAAGAAGCUCUAUGACAUUGUGGACGCCAAGUUUAAGAAAAACCUGAGGGCUUUCUACUUCGUUCACCCAACGUUCCGCUCCAAGGUCUCUACAUGGUUCUUCACUACAUUCAGCGUAUCAGGCCUUAAAGACAAAGUCCAUCACAUAGAAAACCUGCAGCAGCUCUUCACCUGCGUCCUGCCUGAACAGAUCGACAUCCCUCCUUUUGUCCUGGAGUACGACUCACGGGUUAACAGCCCUUAUUACUCGGCUCAAUCCGCAGGCCUAUGAUGCAGUCAAAUAAACCCAGCAUUGAAGAGCUGGACUGAGAAGACAUUGAACUCGAUGACCCCAAACUCAAGAUGGACGCAAUCAAAAGUGUGUCUCCGCCGUUCCUGGCCGGCUAUGUUUUCUGAGACAGCGAAAGACUGUUGAUCAAUAAUGCUGUAUAAACACAAACUGCUGAAACAUGCUGAAUGUGCCACAGAACUGUACUAAACACAAGUGAAGGAGCCGCUGGCCUGACCCAAGCUUUUUUUUUGGAGGUAUGUGUGUGUGUUGCUGAAUUUACCAACCAAUAUUUUGUACCAAUGUGAAACACAUGUACCAGUGUCUGUGUUAAUAAUGGCUGGGAAUAGCAGAAAGGAUUCUGGCUUUAAUUUCUCAUGUUCUAGUCCAUCCAGUCAUGUGAAAGAAAUGUGCUUUCAUUUCAUCUCAUGUUUGCACAGUCACCAGAAGGAGCAGCAUUUGUUUUUAUCUUCAUUCUCUCUCUUUUUUUCAAGCACUUUUACAGCUUUAAGGUAUUAAACAUCACUACUGUUUCUUGAUUUUUGUCUUUGAGCAUACAAGCAAUGAAAUAUAGUUCAGGUUGGCCUGAUGAGAUUUCUUUUGCCAUAUUAAUAUCAUCAUUUUUUUUCUGUUUCUUACAAUAUGGCCAUCAGUGUUGCAUUGGAUUCUCCUGAAGUACACUAAACUCCUAGUUGGUCUUUUAUUCGGUGAAGCAGACUUGCAUUCAUGGCCUGGCGCAGACAGAGUUUAUUCACUGUAAAUAGACGUUUGUUGAUACUACAUAUGCAGUCUGUUACUAUUCAUUCUGGUUCAUUUUAGUCAGCCUUUACUGUAGCGAUGAAGUGAUUUAUGUGUUGAAUUUCAUACUGUUUUAAAUGAAUUAUGAUGUAUGGAUUAUGAUUAUGAAGAGAGUACUAUUGAAUAAAAACAGAAUUUGAUGUUAUGGGUAA
Molecule: messenger RNA, 2658 nt
Organism: Danio rerio (zebrafish)
Lineage: Eukaryota; Metazoa; Chordata; Actinopteri; Cypriniformes; Danionidae
Gene: gdap2
Product: ganglioside induced differentiation associated protein 2
Source: RefSeq, marked provisional